AUGGGUUUGCUAAACUUAGAAGACGAAAGCAAUGGAGACAACAUAUUUAAGGAAUUAAUUUUCUAUGUGAAUGGAAAGAAGGUAAUAGAACCAAACCCUGAUCCAGAAUGGACUCUACUGUGGUAUCUUCGAAAGAAACUUCGUCUCACAGGUACUAAGCUCGGUUGUGCCGAAGGAGGCUGCGGUGCCUGCACUGUUAUGAUAUCUAAAUACAACCGAAAGGAGAAAACAGUAAACCAUUUUGCAGUAAAUGCAUGUUUAGCGCCAGUAUGUGCCAUGCAUGGUUCGGCAGUAACUACAAUCGAAGGCAUCGGAUCGACAAAAACUAGAUUGCAUCCAGUACAAGAACGGAUAGCCAAGGCUCAUGGAUCACAGUGUGGUUUUUGUACACCUGGCAUUGUUAUGUCUAUGUACACUUUGCUUAGAAGUAAAACCAACAUUACCUUUACGGAUAUGGAAGUAACAUUUCAAGGUAACCUUUGCAGAUGCACUGGUUACAGAGCGAUUAUAGAGGGUUACAAGACGUUUCUUGAAGACUGGGAAACCCAAAGAAUUAGCAAUGGCUCUAAUGGCAUAACAAACGAAUCAAGCACUGAGGGCGGAGGACAAAACGGAGUAUGUAGUAUGGGUAAAGAUUGCUGUAAAUACAAGACUGAUACAGAAGAACCAAGUGAAACUGAACAUAUUUUUAAUAGAUCUUCAUUUUUGCCUUAUGAUCCAACACAAGAACCUAUAUUCCCACCAGAAUUAAAGCUGUCGUCUCAGUACGAUGACCAUUACUUGAUAUACAAGAGUCAGAGGGUUACUUGGCAUAGGCCCACUCAAUUGAAUACGAUAUUAAAAUUGAAAAAUAAACAUCCUGAUGCGAAAAUUGUUGUGGGAAACACUGAGGUAGGCGUUGAAGUGAAAUUUAAGCACGCUGUAUACCCAACAAUAAUAAUGCCAAAUUGUGUAUCAGAAUUGAAUGAAAUCAUUGAAACUGAUACAGGUAUAACGGUAGGGGCAGCAGUAACGUUAAUGGAAAUAGAAAACAAUUUAAGAAAACAUAUUGAAAAUCUACCUCGUUAUAAAACCAGAUGUUUCUUAGCUAUUGUGAAUAUGCUUAACUGGUUCGCUGGGAAACAGAUUAGAAAUGUCGCUGCGCUUGGUGGAAACAUAAUGACAGGCAGUCCGAUAUCAGAUUUAAAUCCAAUUUUGAUGUCACUUAAAGUGAAAUUUAAUCUAUUAAGUAAAGACGGUGGUCAUCGCUCAGUGUUAAUGGAUGAAACAUUUUUCACGGGUUACCGACGAAAUAUUGUAAAACCCGAUGAAAUCUUACUAUCUGUCGAAAUACCGUAUACAAACAGGUAUCAGUAUGUCAAAGCAUAUAAACAGGCGAAAAGGAGAGAAGACGAUAUUUCUAUAGUAACUGCUGCGAUCAACGUGGAGUUUGAAGACAAUACUGAUACUAUAAAGUUCAUUAAUUUAGCGUUUGGUGGUAUGGCUCCUGUUACAAAAAUUGCUACAAAAACAGGCGAAUCAUUGAAAGGGGAAAAAUGGAAUGAAACGAUGUUAGAAAAAGCGUUUUCAUUGCUAAUUGAAGAACUACCAUUAAGUCCUUCUGCGCCCGGUGGUAACAUACAAUUUCGUAGAACAUUAACUAUGAGUUUAUUUAUGAAAGCCUACCUAUCCAUCUGUAAACAAAUAUCUGCAGACUAUCUUCAUAAGGAACUGGUUGUUCCUUACCACAGCAGUGGUGCUGAACAAUUUCACGGAGUUAUUCCCAAAAGUUCGCAAUAUUUUGAUUUAGUCGGAGACAACCAAGUUAAAAGCGAUGCAGUUGGAAGACCUCUUACUCAUGUGUCAGCCUAUAAGCAGGCAGCUGGUGAAGCAAUUUAUUGUGACGAUAUCCCAAUUGCCGAAGGUGAACUUUACUUGGCUUUUGUUCUUAGCACAAAAUCACAUGCGAAGUUAAUUUCAGUUAAUGCAGAAAAGGCUCUCCAGAAUCCAGAUGUUCUGGCUUUUUACUCAGCAAAAGAUUUAACUCCUGAGCAAAAUGCUAUUGGACCAAUAUUUCACGAUGAAGAACUAUUUAUUAGUAAGGAAGUGACUAGUCAAGGACAAACAAUUGGUGUGAUCGUAGCAAAAGACCAAGCUACCGCACAGGAAGCAGCUAGAAUGGUAGAAAUUAAAUAUGAAGAGCUUGAACCAAUAAUAAUCACAAUUGAAGACGCUAUUAAACAUAAUUCAAUUUAUCCUCAAUACCCAAAGACUAUAAAGAGAGGUGACGUUAAUAAGGCUUUUGAAAAUAAGGAUUACAUUAUAAUUGAAGGACAGAGUAGAAUGGGGGGACAAGAGCAUUUUUAUUUAGAAACUCAUGCAGCCUUUGCAAUCCCUAAAAAGGAAGAUGAUGAAUUAGAAAUAUUUUGUUCAAGUCAACAUCCUUCAGAAAUCGCGAAAUUGACAAGUCAUAUACUGCAUGUACCAAUGAACAGGAUUGUGGCUCGCGUGAAACGCAUGGGUGGUGGCUUUGGUGGUAAAGAAUCUCGUGGGAUGCUUGUAGCAUUACCUGUUGCACUUGCGGCUCAUAAACUGCAAAAACCAGUACGCUGUAUGCUAGAUAGAGAUGAAGACAUGUUGAUGACGGGUACACGACAUCCAUUUUUAAUCAAAUAUAAAGUGGCUUUCACUCGAGAGGGUAAAAUAAUGGCAGCCAAAGUAGAUAUAUAUAACAAUGGAGGAUAUUCUAUGGAUCUCUCAGGCCCUGUGGUGGAACGUGCCAUGUUUCACUAUGAGAAUGCUUAUUACAUUCCUAAUGCUGAGGUCACUGGAUACGUUUGUAAAACAAAUUUACCCUCAAAUACAGCCUUCCGAGGGUUCGGUGGUCCACAAGGAAUGUUUGGGGCUGAAAAUAUUAUAGAAGAUAUUGCAUUCAAGUUAGGAAAGAGUGCCGAAGAGAUACGAAGAAUAAAUUUGUACUCAGAACAUGCUAUCACUCACUACGGACAGUCUUUAGAAAAUUGUACUUUACAAAGAUGUUGGGAUGAAUGUGUUCAAAAAAGUAAUUUGGCCAAGAGGAGAUUGGAUAUAGAGAAAUUCAAUAAGGAACAUCGAUGGAGAAAACGUGGAAUCUCAAUAAUUCCUACAAAAUUUGGAAUUGCCUUCACGGAAAAACUAUUGAAUCAAGCCGGAGCCCUAGUACUAAUAUAUGUUGAUGGAUCGGUUCUGUUGUCUCAUGGAGGGACAGAAAUGGGUCAAGGUCUUCAUACCAAAAUGAUACAAGUAGCUUCUCGAGCUCUUGGAAUAGACGCAUCAAAGAUUCAUAUCAGUGAAACUGCUACAGAUAAAGUACCAAAUACUUCAGCAACGGCUGCUAGCGCCGGCUCCGAUCUAAACGGUAUGGCGGUUCUUCAAGCUUGUGAGCAAUUAAACAAACGGUUGCAACCCUUCAAAGAGAAGAAUCCGAAUGGGAAAUGGGAAGACUGGGUUCUACAAGCUUGGAUUGAGAGAGUCAGUUUAGCUGCUUCAGGAUUUUAUGCAACCCCGGAAAUUGGUUACAAUUUUAAGGAAAAUACAGGGAAGCCAUUUAAUUACUUUACGUAUGCUGCUGCAUGUACGGAAGUAGAAAUUGAUUGCUUAAGUGGUGACCAUGUAGUUUUAAGAAGUGACAUUGUUAUGGAUCUAGGCGAAAGUAUAAAUCCUGCCAUAGACAUUGGUCAAAUUGAAGGAGGUUUUAUUCAAGGCUACGGUCUGUUUACAAUGGAAGAGCUUGUUUACUCCCCUACGGGCACCUUGUAUACAAGAGGGCCAGGUGCUUAUAAAAUCCCAGGAUUUGGGGACAUUCCUCAAGAAUUUAACGUAUCUUUACUUAAAGGGGCUUCUAAUCCUAAAGCGGUAUAUUCCUCUAAGGCUGUUGGUGAACCGCCGCUAUUUCUAGCAUCAUCGGCAUUCUUUGCCAUUAAAGAAGCGAUAAGUGCGGCGCGCCGUGAUGCUAAGGCGUCUUUGGAAUUCCGUUUGGAUUCACCAGCGACAUCAGCGCGUAUACGCAUGGCUUGUGAGGAUAAUAUAACGAGAAAGCUUGAUGAACCAAAGGAAGGUAGCUUUAUUCCAUGGAACAUUGUGCCCUAA
Molecule: messenger RNA, 4107 nt
Organism: Arctia plantaginis
Lineage: Eukaryota; Metazoa; Arthropoda; Insecta; Lepidoptera; Erebidae
Source: the annotation of a GenBank genome assembly